Molecule: messenger RNA, 807 nt
Organism: Saccharomyces kudriavzevii IFO 1802
Lineage: Eukaryota; Fungi; Ascomycota; Saccharomycetes; Saccharomycetales; Saccharomycetaceae
Gene: DAL80
Product: Dal80p
Exons: 1
Coding region: 1-807 (268 amino acids)
Biological process (GO): negative regulation of transcription by RNA polymerase II; positive regulation of transcription by RNA polymerase II
Molecular function (GO): DNA-binding transcription factor activity, RNA polymerase II-specific; RNA polymerase II cis-regulatory region sequence-specific DNA binding; zinc ion binding
Source: RefSeq, a predicted model, not a curated record
AUGGUGCUUAGUGAUUCGUUGAAGCUGCCCUCGCCUACACUUUCUGCUAUUGCUGCUGUAGAUGACUGUGAUGGAGAAGACCACCCCACGUGCCAGAAUUGUUUCACAGUCAAAACGCCCUUAUGGAGAAGGGAUGAACACGGUACUGUUCUCUGUAAUGCAUGUGGCCUUUUCCUGAAACUGCAUGGGGAACCAAGGCCAAUCAGUUUGAAAACUGACACUAUUAAGUCAAGAAAUAGAAAAAAACUGAACAAUAACGCGAACAUUAAUGCUAAUGCCCAUACUAACGACCCAAAUAAAAUAUUCAAAAGAAAGAAAAGACUACUCACAACCCAUGGUGGUUCAGUGCCCACUAACAACCCGAAAGUUUCCAUUUUAGAGAAAUUCAUGGUGAGUGGAUGCAUUAAGCCCUUAUUGAAACCGAAGGAAAUUCUUCCCAGUUCCAAAGAUUGCCCCACACAACGAGGUAAAUUCUCCAUGGAACCGGGCGAGCCCAGUGGGAAGAAUUACCUCUAUCAGAUCAACGGUUCGGAUAUAUAUACGUCGAAUAUAGAGCUGACCAGGCUGCCCACUUUGUCAACGUUACUGGAACCAUCACCUUUCUCGGAUGCUGCCGUACCGGAAAUAGAGUUGACUUGGAAGUUGCAUAACGAAGAAGAAGUGAUAAAAUUGAAGACGAAGAUAAGCGAAUUGGAGCUGGUGACGGACCUAUAUAAAAAGCACAUUUUCCAACUGAACGAAAAAUGCAAACAAUUGGAGGUGGAAUUACAUUCCAGGUCUUCAAUUCAAUCUCAUUCACAACAUUGA